AGUUUUCGUUUUCCGUUAGUGCAGCAUUUAUCCUCGACGACGUUGGUUGGUUUCGCCUUCGCCCUCUGUCAUUGUCACUGUCGCUGUCGCCGUCGCUGUCGUUGUUGCUCUGCCCGCACAGAGUCUCUCUGCCGUCGAAGUCGCGUCGCCUUGUAUACGCCUGCUUGCUGGUUCCAGUUCCAGUGCCAGUGCCAACUUACCUGAGCAUAUAGCUCAAAUAAAAAACUUAAACAAGCAGGAGAGGCGAGAAGAAGCCCGGGGAAGACGAAGAAGAAGCAGAGUCAGGGCCAACAGCCACAGCAUGUUGUUAACAACCGCCCCAACGCCUCCCAACAAACAAAGUGCCAGCCCGGGACUAACCAAUAAGUAAACCAACAACAGCAACAACAAAAAUACGAGAAAAAAUACGAAAAUACCGAAACUAAACGACGCGCAGCAGCUUCAAAACAUACACACACAUACACUUUAAUACACAUAGUCAAAGUUACAGUUGCAGCUCGAGUGCAUUUAACAACAACAACAACAACAACAACGAGAACAAGAACAACAGCUGCUGCUGCUUCACUAAGUGCAGUCGACGUCGACGUCGCUGUCGUCACACUCGUCGCAUAUUAUGAACAGCACUUGAUACAAAAAUAAACAAACACAAAAUCAAUCAAUUAAUCAAUCUGUGAACGCCCCUACGGAGCCUACGCUAACGCCCACGCCCACGCUCACGCCCAACAACAACAAAAACAACAACAACAUCAGCAACAACAAGAGAAGGAGGAAGAGGACAACAAAGAAGCAGCAGAAUGUUUCAGUCAUUUGGCAUAGUCAUCAUAGUCAGUGCGCUGCUCGUUGCUGCUGCCCAAGCGACAGCGGAGCAACAGUAUGCGAAUUCGAAUGCAGACGCUGCCGCCGAACUGCAGGCGACGAGUCAGGACACAGCAGCGACGCCGCUCGGCAAGCAGUUAACCAGAUGCCGCCAAAGCUGCUAUCAGCAGUUUGCGAGGGAUCGGCAUGAUUGCACGGAUUUCGUUGAUUGCAGAAAUUGCCGUCAAAACUGCCAACGGCAAUUGGCGCCCUUUGAACUGCGUGUCCAUCACGCCCAACGACAAGGCGCCUUGGUGCUGACGGACAUCGGCUGGGAUGAGUUGAUUGCGAACGCAUCGCGUCAAUGCCUGAUCACCUGGGAGGUAUCCGGUGGCGGCCUCAUGGGCAACCUGCUAACGGAUACGGCACGCGCCGAGCUAUCACUCUGGCCGGAUACGGUCUACAACAUACAGGUCACCUGCAAGCAUAAGCUAACGGGUAUAAUGCGUCGCUCUCUCAAGCUGAAUGUGGAUACACAUCAGUUGCUGUCAACGUCACCGACGUCAGCAACGACAAUCGCCAAUCGCCGGACAACUGCAAGUCGCGUCGUGUCCAUGUCAGCGACAUCAGCAGCAUCAACAACAACAACAGCAACAGCAGCAAUCACAAAAGGAGCUGCAACAGUUGCUGCUGCUGGGAUUGCUGGUGUAACCACAGUGCAACAGCAGCAUCAGCAGCAACAACAACAGCAGCAGCAGCAGCCACAACGUGUUCGUCCCACGGACCGUGUGUAUAUCAUCAGUGCGUUGCCAACGGCCAGCCAAUUGAGCGGCGUUGUGUAUCCGGCAUUUGGUGCGUUGGCCUUCUUUCUGGCCCUGCUGGUCAUGUUCCUGUUUCUGCGUCCGCAACGCAAGCGAACAACCGAUGCCGAUGCGGACACCGCAUCGCUGCUAAGCGGCGGACGUCGUUCCUCCUGCAGCGCAUCAUCGUCACGACUCUCCAUGGACAACAAUUCCACGUUGCAUGUGUAAGAGCAAAAAACUGUAGUGAAAACAAAAACCAAAACAAACAAAAAACAAAACUCCCACACUUCCAAAACAAUUGCAGCAACUGCAAAACAAAUGAAAAGAAAAAUACAACAAUACAGAAAAACAAAAACACCAAACUAUCAGAAUGUAGAAGAAAAAGUAAAAGAAGGAGAACAAAAUCAAUCCGAACUAAAAACAAAAAAAAAAAAAAAAAACAAAGAAAAAAUUAAAUGAGAACUUGUAGUCGUAUAUGUCUGACUAUGUGAUAUUCUGCACCCAAAUUGUACAUAACACACACACACAUACAAACACAUCACACAUACACUCAUAUACACAUUCACACACACACACACACACACAUGCGCUGAAGCAACAUGCAUAAAAAUAAAACUGUUCCCAGGCCAAGUUUUGUGUAGCAUACUUUGCGGCAUCUGGGAACAGCUCAAGAAAUGAAAAUAUCUCACAUCCAAGUCCAAAAAACAAUUUAAGUGGAAAAAUCAACAAAAAUCGCAAAAAAAAAACAAACAAACAAAUUUGUUCGCUCAAAUCAUAUGUUUAAGUUUUACCUUUUUAGCGUAUAGGCCAAAAAAUGAAAGUCGAAGUAGGAGGAAAAUGAAAACAGUCAUACAAAUUAUAAGUAUAUUAUUAUUAUUAUUAUUAUUACAAUUAUUAUUAUGAUUAUUAUGAACUAUUAUACAAUUACGCCUAUAUACAUACAUAACAUACUAUAUCAUAGAAUUAUACAUCAUAUUGCAUAUAUAUAUACAUUUAUAUAUAUCAAAUAUAUAUACAGACAAGUAUUUAGAGUAUUAUCGAGGGGCUUCGGCCAACAACUACAUACACCAAACUAAAUGCAACAAAUUGCUACAAAUUUUAUGCAACAAACAAAACAAAAAAAAAACCUAACAAACAAAACAAAAACAACAAUUUUUUUCUCGUCGCGUCGCUUUUUCAAUAUACAUCUACAUAUAUAUAAAUAUAUAUAUACAUAUAUAUUACAAAUCUUAAAGAUCGCAUGUCGUUUAUAAUUCGUCGUCUUUAACAAACAAAAAAAAAAACAAAAUAAUGACUUAAAUUAAUUCCGAAAAAAUCGCAAAAAAAAAGACAAAAAACUAAAAUCAAAAUGAAAUAUUUUUCAAAAAUUUUAAAUGUUUAUACUUAGCUAAAAACCAAAAACAAAAAGAAAAAAAUAAUGAAAUGCAUUGAAAAAUCGUAAACUACAUAAACAUACAGUACAUACAACAAACAUUAACAUUACAUUAAGAACCGCGUUCCGAGUUCCACAAUCGCAAGCGAAAUGUUUUCUCAAUUAUGUUAGUUGUAAUGAUUUCGAAGCAUUGCGUGGCAAGUGGGCAACAACCGGCUUUUUGAUGAAUAAAACAAAACAAAACUAAAACCGUAAAGUGAAAUACAAAACAAAUACAAUUAUGUACAACUUAAAGACAACAACAAAUAACAAAAACAAACAAGUUUACUAAGAGGAAUAUUGAAAAGCUUCGCUACGCAAAAUGCCUGUAAAUAUUUAAGCGUCAAAAUAGCAUAAGGAAAGUUUGUUGGAUUGUUUUUUUUUUGUAAUUUUUUGGUAACAAAAUAUGAAAAUAACAUAAUUCGAAAAUCGUCAAAAUCGUAUUCAAGAAAGUAAAGAAAAAAAAAACAAGCUCUUUUCCAGGUCAAAGUAUCCUCUACAUAAGUAUUAAGAUUAAGUGCCAGAAGAAUACAAAUACACACAGAAACACACACACACACAAACUGCAAAUGAGGCUAAAACUUUCUAUCUGUUUGUCUGAUACCAUAAACACAAACACUCACACACAAACACACUCACACCUCCAUAGACAGAUACAUUAAUGAUAAUCAUCUACAAAUCCGUAGCAUAUAUAAUACCUAAGAAAUCGGACCAACUUCGUGUUGAUUUUUGUUUCUCGUUAUUCAGUUCUCAUCCAACUUUUCAAUGACUUUCUUUUUAUGUAAUUGACUGAGAAAUUCACACAUACGUAUUUAGGAAUAUUCAUACUCGUAAUACUCAGUAAUUUCCAUAUAGGCGGCCAAAUAUUACCACAAACAAAAAAAAAAGAAAUUAACUUAAAGCUCAAUACGCUCAACUAUAAAACAUUAUAAUAGAUAGGUAUGGUACUGCAAUAGAUCAACAUAGAGACUAGAUAAACAAUAAUGAAAUGAAUUAACAUAAAAUCCACAUUCAAACCAACAAACAAACAAACAAACAUGCGUUCACACACACACACAUACACACACACACACACACACAUACACACAAAAUACAUUACAAUGUAGCCAACGGUAGUUAGAGAAAAAUAUCCAAAAAUAAAAAAAGAAAAAACUAAAAAUGAUAAAAUAAAAUAAACUUUGGAGUGCCGAAGUUGUAAUACCCUUGCAACAACAACAACAAAA
Molecule: messenger RNA, 4232 nt
Organism: Drosophila sulfurigaster albostrigata
Lineage: Eukaryota; Metazoa; Arthropoda; Insecta; Diptera; Drosophilidae
Product: transmembrane protein fend
Exons: 5
Coding region: 795-1826 (343 amino acids)
Source: RefSeq, a predicted model, not a curated record